This is a messenger RNA of Mercurialis annua (annual mercury), 2680 nucleotides long. RefSeq names its product ATP-dependent zinc metalloprotease FTSH 10, mitochondrial-like. Gene Ontology annotation, cellular component: m-AAA complex; chloroplast thylakoid membrane. Lineage: Eukaryota; Viridiplantae; Streptophyta; Magnoliopsida; Malpighiales; Euphorbiaceae. Gene Ontology annotation, biological process: mitochondrial protein processing; protein-containing complex assembly. The transcript has 8 exons. The coding region runs from base 134 to 2536 and encodes 800 amino acids. The record is from RefSeq and is a predicted model, not a curated record. Gene Ontology annotation, molecular function: ATP-dependent peptidase activity; ATP binding; zinc ion binding.
UUCACUUCAUCUUCCCCAAAUUCAUAUCCAAAUGCUUUUCAUUAUUCCUAUUUCCUCUGUAACAUAAAACACGAAUUAUUAUUACAAUUAAGUCCUUCAAUUUUCACCUCAUAAUUUAUCCAUUUUAGUCUCCAUGAUACUCUCAAAGCUCCGUUCGUUAUCUCGAUCUUCCCGUUCGCCGAAUGGGGGUAUUUUCGGAAUUGGAAGAUCAGCAAUAAGGGCAGCAGCUGGAGAUUCAAUUAUUAACAAUAAUAAACAAAUUGAUGCAAAAUUAGGGUUUUUUAGAGGGUUUUUGAGUUCUAAUAGAACAACUCAAUUGUCUGAUUUUAAUCACCUUCUCUUUUCUAACCCUAAAUUUGUUCGGUUUUUCUCUAGUGAAGCUCCUAAAAAGAAAAAUUAUGAGAAUUUUUAUCCGAAGGAGAAGAAGGAGAUUCCGAAAGGGGAUAAUAAUGAUCAGAAAUCUGAGUCAAAAGAGGAAUCAAGUGCAGACGAUGAGUGGAACUUUCAGAAAAUAUUCAUGAAACAAUUUAAUUUACUUACUCCUUUGAUAGUGAUUGGGUUGUUGCUUGCUAGCUUCCCUUUUGGUUCUGAUGAACACAAGCAGAUUAGCUUCCAAGAGUUCAAAAACAAGCUUCUUGAACCAGGUUUAGUUGACCAUAUAGUGGUUUCAAAUAAAUCAGUUGCUAAAGUGUAUGUAAGGAGCUCGCCUCAGACUCAAACAAAUGAUGAUGCUGUGCAGAGUUCCACCAACAAUGCCCCUGCUAGAGGACAUAGCGGCCAGUACAAGUACUACUUUAAUAUUGGAAGCGUCGAGUCUUUUGAGGAGAAGUUAGAGGAAGCCCAAGAAGCUAUAGGAACUGACCCUCAUGACUAUGUACCUGUUACAUAUGCAUCUGAAAUGGUUUGGUACCAAGAAAUUAUGAGGUUUGCACCAACACUUUUGCUUUUGGGAACCCUAAUGUACAUGGGACGAAAAAUGCAAGGUGGAAUCGGUGUUGGUGGUGGGGGCGGAAAGGGUGCACGUGGAAUAUUCAACAUAGGGAAGGCCCACGUGACCAAAGUGGAUAAAAAUGCUAAGAACAAGGUCUAUUUCAAAGAUGUUGCUGGCUGCGACGAGGCCAAGCAAGAGAUUAUGGAAUUUGUACACUUCCUCAAGAACCCGAAGAAGUACGAGGAACUGGGAGCUAAAAUUCCUAAAGGUGCUCUUUUGGUAGGUCCUCCGGGAACAGGAAAGACCCUUUUAGCAAAGGCAACUGCAGGGGAAUCCGGCGUGCCUUUUCUGUCCAUAUCUGGUUCAGAUUUUAUGGAGAUGUUUGUCGGUGUCGGACCAUCCAGAGUGAGAAACUUGUUUCAAGAAGCAAGGCAAUGUGCUCCCAGUAUUAUAUUUAUUGAUGAAAUUGAUGCAAUUGGCAGAGCUAGGGGUCGAGGUGGUUUCUCGGGUUCCAAUGAUGAGAGGGAAAGUACCCUUAAUCAGUUGCUGGUAGAAAUGGAUGGCUUUGGAACUACCACUGGAACCAUUGUGCUUGCUGGCACUAACCGACCAGACAUUUUAGACAAAGCCUUGUUGAGACCGGGUCGGUUUGAUCGCCAAAUAUCAAUUGAUAAGCCUGACAUAAAGGGUCGUGAACAGAUCUUUAAGAUCUACUUGAAUAAACUUAAACUUGAUAAGGAGCCAUCGUUUUACUCUCAGAGGCUUGCAGCCCUUACGCCUGGAUUUGCUGGGGCAGAUAUAGCAAAUGUUUGUAAUGAAGCUGCUCUAAUUACUGCAAGGCAUGAAGGACUGCGGAUCACAAUGGAUCAUUUCGAGUCAGCAAUAGAUAGAGUCAUUGGUGGUUUGGAGAAAAAGAAUAAGGUAAUAAGCAAGGAGGAACGCAGGACUGUUGCUUAUCAUGAAUCAGGUCAUGCUGUUACUGGGUGGUUUUUGGAACAUGCUGAACCCCUUCUAAAGGUGACAAUCGUUCCACGUGGUACUGCUGCACUUGGGUUCGCCCAAUACGUUCCUAAUGAAAACCUUCUCUUGACCAAGGAGCAGCUAUUUGACAUGACAUGUAUGACUCUUGGUGGCCGAGCAGCUGAACAGGUUUUGCUUGGGAAAAUAUCUACCGGAGCUCAAAAUGACUUGGAGAAGGUAACAAAGAUGACCUACGCCCAAGUAGCAGUUUACGGAUUCAGUGAAAAAGUCGGUCUUCUCUCGUUCCCGCAACGAGAGGACUCAAUGGAGAUGACCAAGCCGUACAGCAGCAAGACCGGAGCACUUAUUGAUGGGGAAGUGCGAGAGUGGGUAGCCAAGGCAUAUGAACGGACAGUCCAACUUGUUGAAGAACACAAAGAGCACAUAGCUCAGAUUGCCGAGCUUUUGCUCGAAAAGGAAGUUCUUCACCAAGAUGACUUGAAACGGGUUUUGGGCGAGCGGCCGUUUAAAUCAAGCGAGGCUACAAAUUAUGACAUAUUUAAGGAAGGAUUUAAAGAAGAAGAAACUUUAGUAAGUGGUAAUGAGGAUGAUGAUGCUUCAACCAUACAGGUUGCUCCUGCAUAACAAUUGGCUCGUUAAUAAACUUUGUACAUUAUUUUUCAAUUUUUUUUACUUAUAACUGAAUUUUGUAUAAUUGCAAUUCACGGACUGAGUGUCAUUAGAUUCGAAAAUCGCAUUAAAGUGCAGUACUUGCAUUCAGUGUUCAAA